UUAGAUCAUAACAUGUUCUCUCGAACUCUGAUCACUUCAACUUUGCGUGGGCAGCGUCUGCGGAGUUCCCGAGCUGUUAUUCCUCGGCGUACAUUUUUUGGUCUAGGGGGCAACAAGGACUCAUCCGCAAUAGCCCCUGCAGCCACGGAGCAAACACUACGUGAUUUCCAGACUGCGCUGCAAGGCAAGCCACAACUUCUUCAGGCACUCAAGAACUUUGCGGCACUCCUCGAGAAUGAAGGUAUUUCGGUAUCAAGCGGAAAGAUGCCUGGCCCCCUGCAGCUCAUGAAACUCGCGAAAAAUCCCCAGUUUCUACAGUCGUAUGGACAGUUGGAGGCCGAAUUGAAAUCGGCGGGGAUAGAUGUGCGCUCCAAGGAAUUCUUGAAGGUCGCACAGCAGAUGAUGAACUCAAAGUCAGGUUCCCAAUAGACACCGUUCCAUACACUCCUCUGUUUAGUACCCCGACUGAAAUCCGACUUCGUGCUUGAGAUAAGCAGCUGCCCAAUCUGACCCAGACCGGCUUGG
Messenger RNA from Mycena citricolor, 525 nucleotides. The record is from the annotation of a GenBank genome assembly. Lineage: Eukaryota; Fungi; Basidiomycota; Agaricomycetes; Agaricales; Mycenaceae.